CGGGAGGCAAGCUUUGGACUUCGCACCCUCGGGUAUGUGCUGCCAGUUUCCCCGCAGCCUGUGUCGUCGCGCUCUGCAGUCCAUGGAAGGAGCCAGGGUCCCCUCGCCCGGAGACGAGCUGGAGCUCUCGGAAGUCCAGAGGCAGCCAGACGAGCGGACGCCUCUCAAUGGAGCCGUCCAGAUCAUCCCUUUCCCGGCCGAGGAGCCAAGUCCAGCCGAGGCUAAGCAGAAAAGCCCUUGGAGCUCCUGCAAUAGGAAAUUGUUCGGAAAGUGUAAACUGUGGAUGGCUAUCCUCUCCAUUUUCGUAGGUCUCAUUAUAAUGAUCAUCAUAAGCUUGUGUCUUAUGAAAGUAACUUACAUCGAUGAAGAUGAAAAUGAAAUACUUGAGUUAUCAUCAAAUAAGACAUUCUUGGUCACACUAAAGAUUCCAGAGGAGUGUGUCACUGAAGAGGAAUUGCCUCACCUGCUCCAGAAAAGGCUUGUAGAUGUGUACAGUUCAUCGCCGUCUCUGAGCCGUUACUUUACUUCAGUGGAAACAAACUUCAGUUUGCCCUUCAGAGGAGAAAAUGCCACCAUAACCUACCACCUGCAGUUUGGGGUUCCAUCCGAAGACAAAAAUUUUAUGAAAUACAUGAUGAGUGAGGAAUUGGUGCUGGGCAUUUUGCUACAGGAUUUCCAUGAUCAGAGCCUGUCUGGCUGUGAGACUCUGGAGCUUGAUCCAGAGUCCCUCCUGCUGUACGAGUGAAGUGGUCGAGGUCGGCCUGUGUCUGAAAGCAGUGAUCCCCUGAACCGUGGGAUGAGGAGAAUUCAUUCCAUUUUGCAGGAAAAAGACUGUGAACUAACACUGAAGCAUGUGCAAUGACGAGAGGUCUGGGCACAGUUCUUUUUCCCCUGCCUGUGCACAGUUACAACGUUCAGCAAAACAGCAGCCGAGAGCUGUCCUGGUUGCACUUGUGAUAAAGGCAGGAGGCCAGACAGGGCAGGGGUGAUGGGGUCGCAGGGCAGACCUUGCAGUGUGAGAUCAGGGCCAUUCUGGAAGCACUAGCUGUUUCCACCCACAUGUGGACACUUUCUUUUAAGUGGUAGAGUAGUCUUUCAGGCAGGAUCCUGCCAAACUGUGCUUGUGGAGUGAGCCCAGGGAAAGGUGGCAGCAGGUCAGGGAGAACUGAGCUGCCGGCUCACUGAAAUCCCCCACCCACUCACCACUGUAUUUGAUCUACCUCUAAGCUAGCCUGUGAGGAAAAGAAGGGCACUUUGCAGGAUCAAAGCAGCCUCGUUCUGUGUCUACUCUCAUGACCUGUAGCUACAUUCCUUAGGUAACCAGCUGUAGGCAGGCACAUCAUCCAAUGUUACUGUGUUAGCUAUAGCUGCAGAAAUAAGAUGUGUGUUUUUAAACUAUUUUUGCAUCUCCUCAGUGUUCCUGUGGCUUCUGAACACCUCUUUUAGCCACAUGCUCCCCUGAGAGUUUUGAACACACUGCUGUCAUUUUGGAUAGUUCUUCCAUGUGUAUUGUCACAGCCUUCCAUCAGGGAAUCAUUAAGACUCUUUCCCGUCUGCUGCAGCUGUUGCACGUGGGCUUUCCAUCGUCCGGUGGCAAUGGCCUUCCUGUAUGACCCAGUGUCUUCAGGCACUGAUUGUGGGUCUUACGGAAGAUGAUGAUGAAACAGGAAGAACCACUCUCUGAAACAAAUUGUUGGAAGCUUAAUGCCUGUUCACUGGCAGGGUGGGGGGAAUAUUAGUGACUAGAUUGGUCAUUUGCAGAUCUAGAACUGCCUGUCAUGAAGGAACAGGAUAUUUGUUUUGUUGGGAAAAUUGUUUGAAAAUUUUCCAGGAGAAAGAGUUUUGUCAUGCUGUAAUGAGAGGUCCUUCACCCUAACAUCUCAGUUAGAUUGGCCUUAGGUGGAAGUGAGAGUUUGAGGGGCAGCUGUGGGAGGGUGUGUCUGAGUGUUGUCUCCCAGGUGGAUUGGCCUUGAGCUCUCUGUGACCCAGGACUCUGGAUAAUGUGAACUUUCUUAUUUAACUGGAAGAUACAUUUAUUUUAACACAGUGUCUCAUUUUGAGGAUAGUUCCUCAAACUAGCGAAACAGGUGAAUUAUCCAUCUUCCUCUUUAUUUUUUACAUGUCAAGUAGAAACUUUAGUAUAUUUGUACUUUUUAGAAAAUAAUGAAAAAAAUUAAUGGAAAUGGAUUUUAAAAUAUUUACAAUAAAUUAUUUUUGCCUCUA
Messenger RNA from Phyllostomus hastatus (greater spear-nosed bat), 2223 nucleotides. RefSeq names its product chromosome unknown C3orf52 homolog (gene CUNH3orf52). Bases 35 to 745 code for a protein of 236 amino acids. The transcript has 6 exons. The record is from RefSeq and is a predicted model, not a curated record. Lineage: Eukaryota; Metazoa; Chordata; Mammalia; Chiroptera; Phyllostomidae.